This is a messenger RNA of Drosophila hydei, 525 nucleotides long. RefSeq lists its product as uncharacterized. Bases 119 to 478 code for a protein of 119 amino acids. The transcript has 2 exons. The record is from RefSeq and is a predicted model, not a curated record. NCBI's taxonomy places the organism in Eukaryota, Metazoa, Arthropoda, Insecta, Diptera, Drosophilidae.
UAGGAUCUAUUUACUUUUGUUAUUUACUAUAUUUUUUUAUUAUUUUUUUUGGCUAUAAAAGUGCCGCCAUGAAAGUUACUUUGCUCAGUUCAAAUUUUUUGGCCGUGAAACGUUCAAUAUGAGAUUUAUUGGAAGUGUUUGCCUCUUGGCAAUGGCCAUUUGCCUGCUGCUGUCCGCCGUGCACGCGCUGCCGGUGCAGAAGCAAUGCAACGACAACACCAAUGGAACUCAGACACAAACCUCGACGGAUGGCCAACAGACACAGACACAAACUGGACCCGGCUGCCAAACACAGGAAUCAGGCGAUGGACAGCAGAGUCAGAGUCAGAGCCAAAAUGGCAAUGGCACCCAAACGCAGACACAGUGCAGCGGCCCAAAUUGCACCACGUUGCCGCCGCUGUUCACGAUGAAGCCGCUCGAAUGGAACACCAUGCCGCCGCUGCAAUGGAACACUUUUCCACCCAUGCAAUGGAAUUAGUAGUAAGCGUUUCGCUCGAAUGCUGAGUCAACUGACAUGCCUUGACC